This is a messenger RNA of Cimex lectularius (bed bug), 1010 nucleotides long. Its product is annotated as transcription elongation factor SPT5-like. The record is from RefSeq and is a predicted model, not a curated record. Bases 131 to 628 code for a protein of 165 amino acids. NCBI's taxonomy places the organism in Eukaryota, Metazoa, Arthropoda, Insecta, Hemiptera, Cimicidae. The transcript is spliced from 4 exons.
UGACAGUAAGCCGGCGGACAUCGGGCCGAUCGGCGAACCUGGAGACCGCUAGUCGCACACGCUUGUCCCUUCUCGGCUCCUUGUCUGUCUCGUCCGAUUGUUAUUUUAAUCCAGGAACGAUUUUUCAGCCAUGAGCAAUAAUAAGGGUGUCAAGCGGAACAGCUUGUCUGCUGAACUGAAUGACAAGGAAAUGUCUUCAACGAAAAAGGGUGGUAAAGAGGAAUUUGAAUCAUUCGACGACGAUCUGGACGAAGAGGAGCUCGAAGACGAGGAAGACCUUCUAGACGAGGAGGAAGAAGAUGAGGAAGAUGAGGUCUCGGCGAGUGAGGAGUCUAAUCCAGAUGAACCUCCCAAAGAAUACAGGUCUCGAUCAUUCGUAGUAUCGAAAAGCGAUUUCAAAGGAAAAGAAGAAGAAUACCCGAUUUGGAAAAUAGACGGGAAUUCACUUUUACAAAAGUAUAUACCUUUUAAGGAUGACAGCGGGCAGAUAUUGUACAGGAGUACAUCAGUUUAUUCUGGAUGGUCAAUCAACCACAAGGACAACUAUUACCACGCUCCGACAAUAGUCAAAAAGCAAGAUAACAACGAUACGAUAGUCGAAUUUCAAAAAUCAUUAGUCAAAGUGUAAAGUCAUUAAAUCCAAGGCAAGAGAGUGUGUAAAAACCUGUGUUGAAACAAAAAAAUGUAUAAAUUUACGUUAAUAUUUCUUGUCUUUAUUAAAUCGAUGAAAUAAUUUCCUACAUCAUGUACAUAAUUGUCCCUUUCACAGCAAGGAAAAAAGAUGAUGGUUUUUUUUUUUACUUUUACUUUUUUUUAAAUCUUAACAUGUGAUUUAAUGUUAAUACUCAAAUAUUAAACCAUUUUUACAUUUUAAUGAGUCUCUUUAACAAACGCCUGAUUUUGGUUAAUGUUUUCUCCUUUAAAAAAAUUGCCCAAAAUCCUUUCUUGUAACCAGAUAUGUAAACAUGUACUACUGAUCAUUAUUAUAUUAAAGUAUAAAAUAUGAGCAA